CCAGCCCGGGAGCCGCAGAGUCAGCCGAGGCGGCGACACCCGGCAACGCCGCCCGCAGCCGGCCACCCAUCGCCCGCCGUGGCGGAGGCCAGCGCGGCCGGGGCGCAGCCAGGGCUCUCCCGGGGCGCAGGAAGGCGAGGAGAGAUAGCCUCUGAGAGCCAAGCAGAGAACAUUACAGAAGAAAGGAGGAAUGAGGCUGGAUCUUGUGCAGUGAAAACAAGCAUUCCAAGGAGAGAGGCAGUCACUACACAGAGAGAGCCUCCCAGAGCGAGCCGUUCAGCAUGAGAACUUACUGCUACUUCUUGCUGCUCUUUUGGGUUGGACAGCCCUACCCAACUUUCUCAACUCCAUUAUCUAAGAGGACUAGUGGUUUUCCAGCAAAGAAAAGGGCCCUGGAGCUCUCCGCAAACAGCAAAAGUGAGCUGAACCGUUCAAAAAGAAGCUGGAUGUGGAAUCAGUUCUUUCUCCUAGAGGAAUAUACUGGGUCGGAUUAUCAGUACGUGGGCAAGUUACAUUCAGAUCAGGAUAGAGGCGAUGGAUCACUUAAGUAUAUCCUUUCAGGAGAUGGAGCAGGAGAUCUCUUCAUCAUCAAUGAAAACACGGGAGAUAUUCAGGCCACCAGGCGGCUGGACAGGGAGCAGAAGCCGGUAUACAUCCUUAGGGCUCAGGCUAUUAACAGAAGGACAGGAAGACCUGUGGAGCCUGAGUCUGAGUUCAUCAUCAAGAUCCAUGAUAUCAACGACAAUGAGCCAAUAUUCACCAAGGACGUUUACACGGCCACUGUCCCGGAAAUGUCCGAUGUUGGCACAUUUGUUGUGCAAGUCACUGCAACAGACGCGGAUGAUCCAACUUACGGCAACAGUGCUAAAGUUGUCUACAGCAUCCUCCAGGGACAGCCAUACUUCUCAGUUGAAUCAGAAACAGGUAUCAUCAAGACAGCUUUGCUCAACAUGGAUCGAGAAAACAGAGAGCAGUACCAAGUGGUGAUCCAAGCUAAGGACAUGGGCGGCCAGAUGGGCGGCCUGUCAGGAACCACCACGGUGAACAUCACGCUGACCGACGUCAACGACAACCCGCCUCGAUUUCCCCAGAGUUCAUACCAAUUUAAAACUCCUGAGUCUUCUCCACCGGGAACACCAAUUGGCAGGAUCAAAGCCAGUGAUGCUGAUGUAGGAGAAAAUGCAGAAAUUGAAUACAGCAUCACAGAUGGUGAGGGCCUGGAUAUGUUUGAUGUCAUCACAGACCAGGAAACCCAGGAAGGGAUUAUAACCAUCAAAAAGCUCUUGGACUUUGAGAAGAAGAAAGUGUAUACCCUGAAGGUGGAAGCCUCCAAUCCCCACGUGGAGCCGCGGUUUCUCUACCUGGGUCCAUUCAAAGAUUCAGCCACGGUGAGAAUCGUGGUGGAGGAUGUGGACGAGCCUCCUGUCUUCAGCAAACUGGCCUAUGUCCUACAGAUAAGAGAAGAUGCUCAGAUAAACACCACAAUAGGCUCGGUCUCAGCUCAAGAUCCAGACGCUGCCAGGAAUCCUGUCAAGUAUUCAGUAGAUCGACACACAGAUAUGGACAGAAUCUUCAACAUUGAUUCUGGAAAUGGCUCCAUUUUCACUUCAAAACUUCUAGAUCGAGAAACAUUGCUGUGGCACAACAUCACCGUGAUAGCAACAGAGAUCAAUAAUCCAAAACAAAGCAGCCGAGUACCUCUAUAUAUUAAAGUUCUAGAUGUCAACGACAAUGCCCCAGAAUUUGCUGAGUUCUAUGAAACUUUUGUCUGUGAAAAAGCAAAGGCAGAUCAGUUGAUUCAGACCCUCCGAGCGGUUGAUAAGGAUGCCCCUCACAGUGGACACCAGUUCUCCUUCUCUUUGGCCCCCGAAGCAGCCAUUGGCUCCAACUUUACCAUUCAAGACAACAAAGACAACACCGCGGGAAUCUUAACUCGGAGAAAUGGCUAUAAUAGACAUGAGAUGAGCACCUACCUCCUGCCUGUAGUCAUUUCAGACAACGACUACCCAGUGCAAAGCAGCACUGGGACAGUGACUGUCCGGGUCUGUGCAUGUGACCACCAUGGCAACAUGCAGUCCUGCCACGCGGAGGCCCUCAUCCAUCCCACGGGGCUGAGCACAGGGGCUCUGGUGGCCAUCCUUCUGUGCAUCGUGAUCCUACUAGUGACCGCGGUGCUGUUCGCGGCCCUGCGGCGGCAGCGGAAGAAGGAGCCUCUGAUCAUCUCCAAGGAGGACAUCAGGGACAACAUCGUGAGCUACAACGACGAGGGCGGCGGCGAGGAGGACACGCAGGCCUUCGACAUCGGCACCCUGCGGAACCCCGAAGCCAUAGAGGACAACAAAUUGCGCCGAGACAUUGUGCCCGAAGCGCUUUUCCUCCCCCGGCGGACUCCCACAGCCCGUGACAACACCGACGUCAGAGACUUCAUCAACCAAAGGCUAAAGGAGAACGACACGGACCCCACCGCCCCGCCCUACGACUCGCUCGCCACCUACGCCUACGAGGGCGCGGGCUCGGUGGCCGACUCGCUGAGCUCGCUGGAGUCGGCCACCACCGACGGGGACCAAGACUACGACUACCUGAGUGACUGGGGCCCGCGCUUCAAGAAGCUGGCCGACAUGUACGGAGGGGUGGACAGCGACAAGGACUCCUAAUCGGUUGCCUUUUCCUUCUUCUUCUUUCCUUCUUUUUCUUUUUCUUUUUUUUUUCCAAUAGGACACUGACACGCGUGAAGUGACUUCCUUUCUAUUUAUCCACGACGCCCUGCCCCACCCGCUCCCACAGCCAGUGGCUGCAGUCCCUGUGGAUCCAACGGUAGAGACGCUUUUCUAGUACACUUUUAUGAGCUCCCAAGAGGCCCUUUUUUUUUUUUUUUUAAUUUUUUAGUGCAUCCCGUUCACCGAGUCGGCCCCACUGGCCCGGGCGGAGGAGGGGGAGGAGGCCCGGGGCUGCCUCUUGACCUUGUCCUCUCAGAGCGGGUUUGGAACUCGCUCCCCACCCACUCCCACGUCGAGCAGUUCUGCUAAGAUUCCUCGGCCUCCGGUCAGCUGACUGUUCUAACUGUACAUUUCACAUGCUAAUGGGUUAAGGAAUCGUGCUUUAAUGGUCAAAUAUAUAUCUAUAUCUAUAGUUUUAGUUUAAAAGAAUAAUAGAAAAAGGAAGGAAGGAAGGAAUGACAGGGAAGUGGUCCCUGGUCUAUCGGCUCACAAGGAGAUCAUAAAUGCAUAAGGUUAUGGAUGAGUGUGUAUUUCUGUCACAAGGAAUCUAAAAUGAUAUCCAGCCUAUUCUGUUUUGGGUUUAAGAACUUUUUUGGCACUGGUUCUAUUCAAAGUAUCGAAUCCACUAAUUUUUUUUUUUAACAUUUUCAUUCCUCUUAAGGAAAAUGAGCUACUUAGAUGAGAACAUUCAAAGACAAUACUAAC
Perognathus longimembris pacificus (Pacific pocket mouse) is the source of this 3422-nucleotide messenger RNA. It is a transcript of the gene Cdh6, whose product is annotated as cadherin 6. The coding region runs from base 282 to 2654 and encodes 790 amino acids. NCBI's taxonomy places the organism in Eukaryota, Metazoa, Chordata, Mammalia, Rodentia, Heteromyidae. Gene Ontology annotation, cellular component: catenin complex; adherens junction; plasma membrane. The transcript has 12 exons. Gene Ontology annotation, biological process: cell morphogenesis; cell-cell junction assembly; multicellular organism development. Gene Ontology annotation, molecular function: cadherin binding; calcium ion binding. The record is from RefSeq and is a predicted model, not a curated record.